Molecule: messenger RNA, 885 nt
Organism: Labrus mixtus (cuckoo wrasse)
Lineage: Eukaryota; Metazoa; Chordata; Actinopteri; Labriformes; Labridae
Exons: 3
Coding region: 1-885 (294 amino acids)
Source: RefSeq, a predicted model, not a curated record
AUGGAAGCAGACGGCAAUCUGGCUACAACCCUUAUUAAAGCAGAAGUGUGGUACUACUGUGGCUACUUAUUGGACAACUUCAAGCUAACACUAAAUCCCCUGGUUCCUGGUUAUUGGCCAAAAACCCAACCUCAACCCCAGCAGCCGGUCUACCAGCCCAAGCCUCAGCCCCAGAAGCCGGUCUACCAGCCCAAGCCUCAGCCCCAGAAGCCGGUCCACCAGCUCAAGCCUCAGCCCCAGCAGCCGGUCUACCAGCUCAAGCCUCAGCCCCAGAAGCCGGUCCACCAGCUCAAGCCUCAGCCCCAGAAGCCGGUCUACCAGCUCAAGCCUCAGCCCCAGAAGCCGGUCCACCAGCUCAAGCCUCAGCCCCAGCAGCCGCUCUACCAGCUCAAGCCUCAGCCCCAGAAGCCGGUCCACCAGCUCAAGCCUCAGCCCCAGCAGCCGGUCCACCAGCUCAAGCCUCAGCCCCAGCAGCCGCUCUACCAGCUCAAGCCUCAGCCCCAGAAGCCGGUCCACCAGCUCAAGCCUCAGCCCCAGAAGCCGGUCCAUCAGCUCAAGCCUCAGCCCCAGCAGCCGCUCUACCAGCUCAAGCCUCAGCCCCAGAAGACGGUCCACCAGCUCAUGCCUCAGCCCCAGCAGCCGCUCUACCAGCCCAAGCCUCAGCCCCAGCAGCCGGUCUACCAGCUCAAGCCUCAGCCCCAGAAGCCGGUCUACCAGCCCAAGCCCCGCCCCCAAUCGGCUCGCUACAGGCCCAAGCCCCACAUGCCUCACCAUAUGACACAGCUUGAGGCUUUUGGUUACCAGCCUAAACUGAAUUCCUAUAACCCAAGGUCUCAAGCACCCUACUACCAGCCCCAGCAGCCGAACUACCAGCCCAAACCUUAG